Podospora bellae-mahoneyi is the source of this 1720-nucleotide messenger RNA. RefSeq lists its product as uncharacterized. NCBI's taxonomy places the organism in Eukaryota, Fungi, Ascomycota, Sordariomycetes, Sordariales, Podosporaceae. The transcript is spliced from 4 exons. The coding region runs from base 364 to 1449 and encodes 361 amino acids. The record is from RefSeq and is a predicted model, not a curated record.
CUUGCCGGGGCGCCCUUGUUCAUUUUCAGGCACCAUGACUGCUGAAGAGCACCAUAGGUAUGGCAUAAUUAUUUCCAAGUCCCACGGAAGACUUCGAUUUCCCUGAUAUUACGAGUUGUGUUCCUGUCUCUACUUUGCAUAGAAAGCAAAUAUAUCGGCAGAAUGCAACCCCCACACUUACCUACUAUUCCCGAAAUAGUGAUACCCCCGAUGGCUCUUCCUGCCAUAACCUUCAGAUCAAGAUUGCCAGCAACGACCGCCGCGGUCAAAUCAAGCAUUUUGGGUACGGAUUUCAACUAGGAACUCUUCCGCCAAUGGAACCGCGCCCAGCCAUGAACCCUACCACUAUGAACUCGCCAUGCAAUGUCCAAGUGCCGAUAUAUCAGGGGAGAUGAGGGAAGAAGCAUACAAAUACGUCCAGCACUCGCCUGCUCUGAGAUCCUCGUCAAGAAGCAAGCCGGAGUUCCCUUCCAACAACUUCGAUAUCAAACACCGUCAUACGGAGACUCCCAGCAAGUUGAUACUAUGUGGUCCCUUGAAGCUCUAUUCCUGGCUGGCCUUGCAUCAGGCCUGACCGUGGUUGAGCAUAAGCCCUUCAUGCGCAAGAACAUCGAUCCGAUUGUCUACCCCGGCCAAUACGUCUCCCACAUGCACUCCUUCUACGGCUCAGACGCCCUGACCAAAGACCUCCCUACAACAGCAGAACUACAAAAAGGAUGUCCCUCCGGAGAGAACCCAAACGAUCUUUCUGUCUACUGGGCACCAACCCUCUACUACGUCAACGGAAACACCCACACGGAAAUCUACCCUGCCACCUUCAAAACCUACUACGAAAACAUCGACCGCGCCGAGAUCCCCUUCCCCCGCGACCUCGUAAUGGUAGCAGGCAACGCCUCUGCCAAAUCCCAAACCGACGUCCAGGAAAACCUCAACAUGAUCACCUGGUGGUGCGACGGCAACGGCCCCGAAGAUCGCAACCGGCGUGACCGCGCAGCCCUCCCGCUGUCGACUUGCUCGGCCCAUCUACAGGCCAUCCUCCGGUUCCCGGACUGCGUCAACCCCGACAAGAUCUCCGAGUACACGUACGCCGCCGCCCAAGGGAACAAGUGCCCGGUUGGGAUGAAGAGGAUACCUAGCUUGCGGUUUUCGAUCAGAUAUAAUACCCGCGGGGCUAUUCCUCAGGGGUGGAACGGAGUGCCGCCUAUCAAGUUGGCUUGUGGGGAGAUUGGUGUUGGGUAUUGCUUCCAUGGCGACUUUAUAAACGGCUGGUAUGACGACGCGGCAAAGGCGAUGUUGCAGGCGAAGGGACAGUCUUUUAUGAGGAUUGAUGGUGCUCAUGGGAAUGGCAAGACCUACAGCAAGUGCAAGGCAAAGGACCAGGAUCCCAACAAUGGGACUAGUGACUAUCACAAGAGUUUGGAGAUGAUGGGCAAGGGUGGGCAUUCUUAGAUGUCAACAUUGAACUUCACCCCGUGGUGAAGUCUUUUGAACUCCUUCCUUGAUGACAGAGGGUAAACGGCGUUGAACCUCUGAAUAUUGAUGGUAGAAAAUUGACACGACAUUUGUGAAGUUGCACCAAACCACAUGGGACAAUGUUUGUGGGAAGGGAAGUGAAAUCUCAUUCUGCUUUUCUAAUCCAGACCAGUCUCCUUGAUUGUUUGGUCGAACACGUCAAUUUAAAAUCUACUUCUGUUUUUCAAUGCUAAGCCAGUCUCCUUGA